Mizuhopecten yessoensis (Yesso scallop) is the source of this 3206-nucleotide messenger RNA. RefSeq names its product transmembrane emp24 domain-containing protein 2-like. Gene Ontology annotation, cellular component: endoplasmic reticulum; Golgi apparatus; COPII-coated ER to Golgi transport vesicle. The coding region runs from base 81 to 701 and encodes 206 amino acids. The record is from RefSeq and is a predicted model, not a curated record. The transcript has 4 exons. Gene Ontology annotation, biological process: Golgi organization; endoplasmic reticulum to Golgi vesicle-mediated transport; intracellular protein transport. Lineage: Eukaryota; Metazoa; Mollusca; Bivalvia; Pectinida; Pectinidae.
GCGUACUUCGUAACUUUACGUGGCAUCCUGUUGCGUGUGGACAAGCAUACGUGUUGUCAAAGCCGGUUAAUAAUUACAAGAUGAACUUUUUACCUAAUUUAUUGGCUAUUUUAGUCUCCCUUAUAUCCCUUAAAUCAAUUGAAUGUUAUUUUGUAAGUAUAGAUGCACAUGCAGAAGAAUGUUUCUUCGACAAAGUGACUUCAGGGACGAAAAUGAGUCUGAUGUUCGAGGUGGCCGAAGGAGGUUUCUUGGAUAUUGAUGUGAAGAUAUAUGGUCCGGAUGGAAAUGUUAUUCAUCAAGGAGACAGAGAAUCCAAUGGCAAAUACACGUUUGCUGCCCAUAUGGACGGGGUGUACAAAUACUGCUUCAGCAACAAGAUGUCAACCAUGACUCCCAAAAUUGUCAUGUUUACAAUGGAUCUGGGGGAAAAACCAAAGGAGAUAGACGCUGGGGACACAGAUGGUGAGGCAAAUCACCAGAAACUAUCAGAGAUGAUCAACGAGUUGUCAACAUCCCUCACUGGUGUCAAGCAUGAACAGGAAUACAUGGAAGUGAGGGAAAGAAUCCACAGAGCAAUUAACGACAACACAAAUUCCCGCGUGGUACUGUGGUCAUUUUUCGAGGCUUUGGUUUUGGUAGCCAUGACUCUAGGACAAGUGUAUUACCUCAAAAGAUUUUUUGAAGUACGACGAGUUGUAUAGGAAGUAGGUUUUAGAUAGAACGUUAACAUUAACAAGUGUCCUUUUAGAACUGCGACGCCAUGUCCACUAGGUGGCUAGGUUGCUUCUUCACAUGUACUUUACCUGGAUAGUUUGAUGCAUAUCUUUUUGAAAAACACAAUUUUAAAAUGUUUUGGAGAAUAUAUUGUUCACAGACUGUAUUUUGCUAGCGCUAAAAAUAUCUAAGCCACCUAAAAUCAACUAUUAAAUACAUAUUUGGUUUCAAUAAAAUGUGAAAAAAAUGCAACAGCUUCCUGGUGAAUUUGUAAUGGAGAAACAUUGAACAUGUGAGGACAACUUAAAUAUUAAAAUACUGGUAGCUGGUAGCUUAUGUUCAAUAGUUGUUCAAAGAAUCUUUCAUGUGUGUUAUAGGAUAUUGAGAAAUUCCAUCACAGUGGUUAUGAAGUAAUAUCUGAAUCUGUACUUGGGGUUUUGCUCCCAAAGGAUCUCAAGGAUGGAAUUUCCUAAUCUUGAACACACUUAUGAACAAAUAUUUUCUCCCAAAUGAAUAUUAAUAUAAAAAUAAAAAUAUUGAGAGGCUAAAAUUUGACAUCAUCAGUUCAUAGAGCAUGUCAGGCUGUUGUCUUCGUUUUGAUGACAGUUGCUCAUGAAAUGCCAUGGAAUAGACAAAUUACAUGACUGCUUUUUUACAUGGAAUAUCUAUCAUAUACACAUGAUACCGAUGUCUUGACUUAGCAGCAACAUUCACCUCAUGAUUUGCACCAGAUUGGAUGUCGCCAUAAACUGACAUACUGGUAUAUUUUGAUUAAAACAAAUUGUUUGUGUUACAAACUUCCAUGGUUUAGUUUAUAAUAUCACUUAGAAGUAUUAAAAUAUCAUCACACAAUUACUGAAAUUUAGUAUUUUAAGAAAUGUGUAUUAGUGCUAGUCAAAGAAAUAAUUUCCUGGAUUUCACAAUCAAUAUAACCCGAGAUUUGUUUAAUUUAUUUGAGGAAAAGUAUGCAUAAAAAAUGAGACACUUUCAAAAUAUUCACUGUUGGGAUAUUUUCAAAAUACAACACUGCAUCAGCGGAUACAUAUGAAUAGAUUUUAUUUAGAGAGGAUUAAGUUUUGUAUGUCUGUGUGAAAUUGACUUAGAAACAAAUGUGUAAGGUUAUCAACUUCGUUUGACAUUUAGUUUUCUGUACAAUUAAUGAUUGCAGAUUCUGAAAAAAAUCCUGUGCACAUAUUUAGUGGCGAUACUCAAUAUUUUGUUAACAACAUUUAGUGAUGUUUCAUUGCCGUUUUUUUGUAGUUUGAAAAACAAAUUUUACACACAUUAUGUUGAGAAAAUGAUGGAUGAAUGAUUUGUGUGUUGUAUGAAAAGACAUGCUUGAAUCAUAUACAUUGUACAUGUACGGUCUUUUUAAUUCUAAUUGAAAGACUGAUUAUAGAUUUCCUAUUUAUCUUAUUUCUAUCUCUUAAUUGUUUGGUGGCUCAGAGGGAUAGGUGAUAAAAUUAUGCUUAUCUUUAAAUAUUUAUAAAGUUAUGCUUAUCUUUAACUAUUGUGUAUCAACUAAUGGUACAGGUGCAGAUUUCAGCUGCGGGUUGUCCCCCCUGAUUACAAUAUUCCCUUCAGUCCUCUUUUGUGAUGCAGCAUAUAUGUUGUUUUUUGUGGUUUAAAGGUGCAAAGAUUUUUUUUAUUAUUAUUCAAUGUAAAAAAUCCCAGACCCCCAUUGUUUGCGUAUUGAUAGCAAGAUUAUAUGGUGUAUGCUUAUUGAUUGGGGAAAAAAAUUAAAGAUAUUUGUGUAAGGUUGGUUUAUUUUCAUAACUUGAGUUUUGCUUGUGUGAUUGGCGAGUGUAUACGUAGGUAAUGGUUCACUUCGAGAUGUUAAUGUAUUCGUUAUUCAGACAUAGGUGAAAAAUGAUAAAUAUCUUUACACCAGACUAGAUAAAUUCUUUAAUGAAACUCGUUUUUCAUGCAUUUGUGUGUUUUGAAAAUUCAUGAAAUUUUGUGAUAUCGAUUUCUUUUCAAAUUGUGAAACAACUAGUUUCAGGUUUGUAUAACAAAAAAUCUUUUUCAAAACCAAGAAUUUACUUCCUUUUGAUUAUAAACAAAACUGUCUUCAACUACCAUAUGUUGGCUCCCGGUCUACUAGCAGGCUCCAAGAGAAUUUUUAUGUGUAAUAAUUUGUCUGUUAACUUAUGAACAUUCACUUGAAAAGUUUUCGAAGUGAUCAUCUAUUUAUUCAUAAAAAUCAGCACUGCCAAUAUUUUUUCAUUUCAACUAUUUAGACGCAUCAAUCUUUAACAACAUUAUUUCAUAUGCGAUACAUCACUGUGAAUGAUGAAAAGUUUUCAGGGUCGAGUACAAGAAAGAGUUAAUUCAUGUGUAUCUACAUGUUCCAACACUGAACGAGUGUAGCAUUAUCUGUCUUUGUCUAAGUUUUUUGCACAUUUUUGAUUCCAUUUAUGUGAAUGUGUUACCUCCAAAGAGUCUAUACAUGUAAUGUGAAAUCUAAAAUAAAAUCACAAUUUCAAAACUAA